UUCGACGAAUGUUGCUGAUGGUACUAGAUUGAUAAUAUUUGUAUCAGACUUUGUGGACUUCUUGACCAUUUAUUAUUGGUUGUGGGCUGUUAAACGAUAUAUGUCGAAGCAGAUAUAUGAAUGUAAGGCGGAUCAUAAUGUUGAUGACAAAAUGAGAGACAUUGAUGUUGAACAAUCCCAAGGUCGCGCAGUUGUAGUUGAUGGUAUCAAAGCGGGUGAUGAAAUCAAGGGUAUUGGUAGUGAGGUAGAACAUGAAAAGAUGAUAGGGCAUAUUAGUAAAUGUGAAAUACUUACUACAAGUAAGGACGAUCUAGAGAUUUCUUGUGAAAAUUGGUUAGAAAAGGUUCGAAAAUUAAAGUAUGAAGUUGGGGAUGUGUUGGUAAUUGGUAAAGAUUUGUACUUUGGGGAUGAAAGUACAGGGGGAUCUAGCUCAUAUCAUGGUGAAUUUCAGUACUCCAUGCAAUUG
This is a messenger RNA of Ambispora leptoticha, 466 nucleotides long. NCBI's taxonomy places the organism in Eukaryota, Fungi, Glomeromycota, Glomeromycetes, Archaeosporales, Ambisporaceae. The record is from the annotation of a GenBank genome assembly.